AUGUCCUUCUACUAUGUCAGUGGCUUGCUACAGGCCAUACCAGUCGUCCGAGCGCGGACCAAGCGCUCAUACAGACGAGAUGCUAGAAUCGACUCGUUCUCCCUCACCGAUCUUCUGAUCUGGCUUGAGUCGGAAUUUUUUCGCCAAGUCAAGUUGACCCGCACUCCAGCACUCCAUUCUGAUGUUGGUCUGUCUCCUCACCAGCUGCGCUACCAGUCAGUCAGACGCACAGUGUACUCUUACCAAGAGAUCGCACUAAACGAUCCCUUCCCAUCCCGACGACCGCCGAUUACGAGAUUCUCACGCCGGGACAUGCAUGAUAUCCACGGCAAGACGGAAUAA
Messenger RNA from Penicillium canescens, 342 nucleotides. RefSeq lists its product as uncharacterized. The coding region runs from base 1 to 342 and encodes 113 amino acids. The record is from RefSeq and is a predicted model, not a curated record. Lineage: Eukaryota; Fungi; Ascomycota; Eurotiomycetes; Eurotiales; Aspergillaceae. The transcript has 3 exons.